Molecule: messenger RNA, 2035 nt
Organism: Dromiciops gliroides (monito del monte)
Lineage: Eukaryota; Metazoa; Chordata; Mammalia; Microbiotheria; Microbiotheriidae
Gene: ATAD3A
Product: ATPase family AAA domain containing 3A
Exons: 16
Coding region: 75-1859 (594 amino acids)
Biological process (GO): mitochondrion organization
Cellular component (GO): mitochondrion
Molecular function (GO): ATP binding; zinc ion binding; ATP hydrolysis activity
Source: RefSeq, a predicted model, not a curated record
GUGACGGCUCGUGCCGCGUGUGGAGGUUCUUCAGUCCGGCGGGCACGCGUGGGGGGGCCGGGGGUCGUUUUAUCAUGUCGUGGCUCUUCGGCGUCAACAAGGGUCCCAAGGGCGAGGGCCCGGGGCCCGCCCUGCCCCUGCCGCCCGCCAUGGGAGGGGACGGCGGUGGGGACCGGCCGGGAGGCGGUGGGGACAGACCCACGCCCAAGGACAAAUGGAGCAACUUCGACCCCACGGGCCUGGAGCGCGCGGCCAAGGCGGCGCGCGAGCUCGAGCACUCGCGCCACGCCAAGGAAGCGCUAAGUCUCGCCCAGAUGCAGGAACAGACUUUGCAGCUGGAGCAGCAGUCGAAGGUUAAAGAAUACGAAGCUGCCGUGGAGCAGCUGAAGAACGAGCAGAUUCGGGUGCAAGCAGAAGAGAGAAGGAAGACACUAAAUGAAGAAACGAGGCAGCAUCAGGCGAGGGCUCAGUAUCAGGACAAGUUGGCUCGACAGCGCUAUGAUGACCAGCUCCGACAGCAGCAACUCCUCAACGAAGAGAACUUGAGGAAGCAGGAGGAGUCCGUGCAGAAGCAGGAGGCCAUUAGGAGAGCUACUGUGGAACGAGAAAUGGAGCUGCGGCAUAAGAAUGAGAUGCUUCGUAUAGAAGCAGAGACCCGUGCACGCGCCCGAGCAGAGAGGGAGAACGCAGACAUCAUCAGGGAGCAGAUCCGAUUAAAGGCUGCUGAGCACCGCCAGACCAUUCUGGAAUCCCUCAAGACAGCUGGUACUCUGUUUGGUGAAGGAUUUCGGGCCUUUGUAACAGACUGGGACAAAGUCACAGCUACGGUGGCUGGAUUAACGCUGCUUGCUGUCGGCGUUUACACAGCUAAGAAUGCUACAGCAGUUGCCGGCCGCUACAUUGAAGCCCGCCUGGGGAAGCCCUCCCUGGUAAGGGAAACCUCACGAAUCACAGUGUUGGAGGCCCUGAAGCAUCCGAUCAAGGUUGGCAGGCGUCUGGCAAGUAAGCCUCAGGAUGCUCUGGAAGGAGUUGUUCUCAGUCCCAAGCUGGAGGAGCGGGUCAGGGACAUUGCCAUAGCCACAAGGAACACCAAGAAGAACAAAAGUGUGUACAGGAAUAUCCUCAUGUACGGCCCCCCUGGCACAGGGAAAACACUAUUUGCAAAGAAGUUAGCCAUGCAUUCCGGUAUGGACUAUGCCAUCAUGACUGGUGGUGAUGUCGCCCCUAUGGGGCGAGAAGGGGUGACUGCCAUGCACAAGGUCUUUGACUGGGCCAGUACCAGCCGCAGAGGCCUCUUGCUAUUUGUGGAUGAAGCAGAUGCCUUUAUGAGAAAACGAGCCACAGAGAAGAUAAGUGAAGACCUGCGGGCAACAUUGAAUGCAUUCCUUCAUCGGACAGGUCAGCACAGCAACAAGUUUAUGCUGGUCUUAGCAAGUAACCAACCAGAGCAGUUUGACUGGGCCAUCAAUGACCGAAUCGAUGAAAUGGUCAACUUUGACCUACCUCAGCUCGAAGAACGGGAGCGCCUGGUGAGGAUGUACUUUGACAAGUAUGUUCUGAAGCCAGCCACCGAGGGGAAGCAGCGCCUGAAGCUGGCCCAGUUUGACUACGGGAAAAAGUGCUCGGAAAUCGCCAGGCUGACCGAAGGCAUGUCCGGGCGGGAGAUCUCCCAGCUCGCCGUUGCCUGGCAGGCCUUGGCCUACGCCUCAGAGGACGGCGUCCUCACGGAAGCCAUGAUUGACACCCGCGUGAAGGACGCCAUCCAGCAGCACCAGCAGAAGAUGGAGUGGCUGAAAACUGAGGGCAUGGAGGGAAGGAAAAGCCAGCCUCUCCCUCUCUUCAAGGAGAGCCCAGUGUAGGGCCCGGAGCCCCUGGACACCUGCCAGAGAAGUCUGGACUAGGGCCCGGGCCUGCGAGCCGAGCCUGUGGUCGGUCCUUCCCCUUCCUGCCCUUUGAGGCUUUUUUAAACUCUCCCCCCCACCCCACCCCACCCCACCCCCGCCCCGAGAACCCACAGAGGCUUGUCAUGAGAGGA